GCUCCACCGCAGCUGACUGGCAGCACUUGUUUACUGGUGAAGAUACACAGGGAGAGACGAGAGGGGAAACCGUACCGCCGACAACACGAGAGAAGUUUUUCCCCCACUUUCAGCCCAUUCUCACGCCAAUGAGUCCAUCGAAACCGCACACCGGGGUCUUGUGGACGGAACUGAGCGGUUUUAUGGGCAGCCCGGAAACGCGUUGGACGCUGGUCUGUUGAUUAACGUGGAAGAUUAAAACGCAACGCGGCCGUGACGCGCGUAACGUUACGCUCACACUUCGGUAGCAUUGUGCUUCUGGAAGCAUUGCUUUAGGGGGAAUAUCCAGAUUUGUAUGGGCCUCUGAACGCUUUGGAUUUACACAAACGUGUGUGGAUGUUUGAUAUUAGGGGACGUUGGCUUUUCUGACUGUAGACUAUAAAUAUAUAUAUAUUUAUAUUUUUGUGUGUGCUUGUGUGUAUUAGUCAUUUUUCUGAUAGGAACAUUUGGCAGUGCAUGAAAAACGAACUGUGGAAUAACGCUUUUAAUUUUUUUUCGUUCAAAUGAGGCAUAUUAUUUGAAUUUUGGACUAUCGGGAAGCUUUUCUGUGAACAUUUGAGAGAUAUUUUUUGUUUUUAAAGCCACCUUGGGUACCGUAUUACUACUACUAUUUUUAUUAUUAACUUUGAAUUAAAUUUCAAGCUAAAACAUGGGUAUGAAGAGUUGCAAUGUACUGUUACCUUAAGGGUAUCUCAUCCCUAGAAGGGUGGGAUUGACUCCAGGGAAGAAAUGCAUGGACUUUUUCAUACUUGAUCUACUGAAAGCAAAGAUGAAAUCGAAAAGUCGUUCAAAAUGAUUUUUAUUCAUUUAUUUUUCACUAGGGUGCAGGAUCAUUUUAUUUAAUACUGCGUGGGCAACAACUACUUUAAUUGAACAUUGUCUUUAACUGAAGCACGCUGGACCCCUGGGUCCCCUUCUUUGGGGGUCUCAUUUAAAUUGUACCUGACUUUUUCCUGCCUGGAUAUAAGAUAAUCAAGAUUUUAUUUUAUUUUAUUGCUCGACAACCGUUUUUUGGAAGGAACCGUUUUCCAAGGAAACUAAAACGUGUCGCGAAGCAUAAUGCGGCUGGACACAUCUGUGGUUGUUUUGGUCACUUUCGCCUACAUCGUGUGCUUCUGUGGAUCCCUACAUGGAGAAAUUUGCCCCAGCACAGAUAUCCGCAACAAUGCGAGCCACCUGCGCGUUCUGGAGAACUGCACGGUGAUCGAGGGCCACCUGAAGAUCCUGCUCAUGUUCAAAACCAGACUGGAGGACUUCCAGGGCUUGAGCUUCCCGAAGCUGUUUGUGAUCACCGACUACCUGCUCCUCUUCCGCGUCUAUGGCCUGCAAAGUCUGGGCGACCUCUUCCCGAACCUCACUGUCAUCCGUGGCAACAACCUCUUCUUCAACUACGCCCUGGUCAUGUUCGAAAUGAUCCAGCUGAAGGAAAUCGGGCUCCACAGCCUGACCAACAUCACGCGAGGAGCGGUGCGCAUCGAGAAGAACCCCAACCUCUGCUAUUUGUUCACUCUCGACUGGUCCAAGAUCUCCGACUCGGUGGAGGACAACUACAUUGUGGCAAACAAGGACGAGCGGGAGUGCGGCGACAUUUGUCCGGGUACCAUCACGGGGACGAUAACCUGCAAACAGACCACCAUCAACGGGAAUUUCGGCGAGCGUUGCUGGAACCAGAACCAUUGCCAAAGAAUUUGUCCUUCUGAAUGCCUCCAUGGUGCUUGUACCCCCCAUAAAGAGUGCUGUCACGACCAGUGUCUGGGCGGCUGCUCUGUGCCAGGGAAUGCGACCAAAUGCGUGGCUUGUCGCAGCUUCCUGUUUGGCGACACCUGCGUGGAGCUCUGCCCGCCGGGCUACUACACCUUCAAGGGAUGGCGCUGUGUGUCCUUAAAAUUCUGCCAGGACCUCCACAACAAGUGUAAGGGCAAGAGCGGCGACUGCCACGAGUACGUCAUCCACAACGGAGCCUGUAUCCCAGAAUGCCCGUCUGGAUACACCACCAUGAAUUCCACCUCGUUGAACUGCAAGCCGUGCACCGGUCGAUGUCCCAAACUGUGUACAGGGGUGAAGACGGUGGACUCGGUCACCGCUGCUCAGGCUCUGCGCGGCUGUACGCUGCUCAACGGCAGUCUGAUCAUCAAAAUCAGCAAAGGAAACAAUAUCGCUGCCGAGCUGGAGUCUAGUCUGGGUCAGCUGGAGGAGAUCACAGGCUAUCUGAGCAUCCGCAGAGCCCACGCUCUCGUCUCGCUCUCCUUCCUCCGCAAGCUGCGUGUCAUCCGCGGAGAAACGCUGGAAGCCGAGAACUAUUCUUUCUAUGCCUUGGACAACCUGAACUUGCGACAGCUGUGGGACUGGAACAAACACAACCUCACCAUCCUCAACAGCAAGAUGUACUUUGUCCAAAACAGCAAGCUCUGUAAGUCAGAGAUCCUCCGGAUGGAAGAAGUGACCGGGACCAAGGACAGGAAGAACGACGUCAGCAUCCCAGCGUAUGCAGACCAGACCUACUGUGAAAACCAAGUUCUUAAAUUUACGCAAAUCCGCACAACCCACGACAAGAUCCUCAUUAAGUGGAAAGCGUUCUGGCCAUCAGACUUCAGAGACCUGCUGGGAUUCAUGGUCUUAUACAAGGAAGCUCCUUAUAAGAACGUGACUGAAUAUGACGGGCAGGAUGCCUGUGGCUCUAACAGCUGGGCGAUCGCAGACGUGGAACCUCCUGAGCGCGGCUCCGAGGGCAAAGGUCAGAGCGAUCCGGGUCUCAUCAUCAUGCCUCUGAAGCCCUGGACCCAGUACGCCAUCAUGGUCAAAGCCCAGCUAGCCGCCUCUGACGACCACCUCGUCCGCGGGGCCAAGAGCGAGAUCAUCUACCUCCGCACCAACGCCACCCAACCCUCGGUACCUCUGGACCCCAUUUCCUGGUCCAACUCCUCCUCCGAGAUCAUUCUCAAGUGGAAACUGCCCUCCGACCCCAACGGCAACAUCACCCAUUACAUCGUCUCCUGCCAGAAGAAGGAUGAAGAUAGCACGUACUACAAGUUCGACUACUGCCAGCAAGGGAUGAAGGUGCCGUCCCAUACGCCGACACACCACGACAUCGAAGAUGACCAGAAGGGGAACCAAACGGAGGAGCCCGACCAGAUGGGCCACUGCUGUGCCUGUCCUAAAACAGAGACGCAGCUGAAGAAAGAGGCCGAAGAGACUGAAUUCCGCAAGACCUUUGAGAACUACCUCCAUAAUGAAGUGUUUGAACCCAGACCCCACCGACGGCGGCGCUCAGUUGGUGUGGCUAAUGCUACUUUGCCAAAUUUUGUGAGCGCAUCGUCCGACCUGCCCAACUUUUCCACCACUCCGAGCCCAGAGAAGGAAAACAGUCAGAAGAUGGUGUUCAAAGCUAGCUCCAAAGAGUUCAUGGUCAUCCCCAACCUGGUCCACUUCACCAGCUACCAGAUCGAGAUCCAGGCCUGCAACCAUCCCACAGACCCAAACCGCUGCAGCAUGUCGACAUACGUCAACGCCCGCACGCUGCCCGAACUAAAAGCUGACAACAUUGUCGGGCCAGUGACUCACGAAUUUUUUCCGGAUGAACCCGAAUUUGUCUUCAUCAAAUGGCAGAAGCCGAAAGCGCCCAAUGGCAUGAUCAUACUGUAUGAACUCAAAUACAUGAGGAUGUCGGAUAGCUAUGAGGAUCAAAUAUGUGUGUCCAGAAUCACUUAUGAAAAAAUCAAUGGCUAUCGAUUACGAGUAGGGCAUCCUGGGAAUUAUAGUGUGAGGAUACGUGCCACUUCGCUGGCCAGCAACGGUUCCUGGACGGAGCCUGCAUACUUCUUUGUUCAAGACAGGGAUUUGAACAUAAAAAUCAUCAUCGUCCCGCUCAUCUGCAUCAUUAUACUGCUGUUUCUGGCCAGUACAGCCUUCAUUGUCCUUAGGAAGAAACAAACUGAAGGACCGACUGGCCCACUGAUUGCUUCCUCAAACCCAGAAUAUCUAAGUGCAAAUGAUGUGUACAUCCCAGAUGAAUGGGAGGUGCCUCGGGAGAAGAUCAGCGUAAUGAGAGAGCUCGGUCAGGGAUCAUUCGGAAUGGUGUAUGAAGGCAUCGCGAAAGACAUUGUGAAGGGCGAACCGGAUACGAAAGUGGCCGUUAAAACCGUCAACGAGUCGGCGAGCCUGCGUGAGAGAAUCGAGUUUCUCAACGAGGCUUCGGUCAUGAAAGCUUUUAGCUGCCAUCACGUGGUCCGCUUGCUCGGUGUGGUAUCUAAGGGGCAACCGACAUUAGUCGUCAUGGAACUGAUGACACACGGAGAUCUGAAAAGCUACCUGCGUAGCUUAAGACCUGAUUCUGAGAAUAACCCAGGUCGUCCUCCGCCAACCUUGAAGGAGAUGAUCCAGAUGGCGGCGGAGAUAGCAGAUGGCAUGGCGUACCUCAGCGCUAAGAAGUUCGUCCACAGAGACCUUGCUGCCAGAAACUGCAUGGUGGCUGAAGAUUUCACUGUGAAAAUUGGAGAUUUUGGUAUGACGCGAGACAUCUAUGAGACUGAUUACUAUCGCAAGGGCGGGAAGGGUUUAUUGCCCGUCAGAUGGAUGGCACCAGAGUCCCUAAAAGAUGGCGUUUUCACCGCUCACUCGGAUUGCUGGUCUUUCGGAGUGGUAUUAUGGGAGAUCAGCACACUUGCCGAGCAGCCUUACCAGGGACUCUCCAACGAGCAAGUGCUCAAGUUUGUCAUGGAUGGAGGAUACCUGGACAGACCUGAUAACUGUCCAGAGAGAAUGCAUAGCCUCAUGCAGAUGUGUUGGCAGUACAACCCGAAGAUGCGGCCCACUUUCCUCGAGAUCAUCGAGAUGAUCAAGGAGGACCUGCAUCCCACUUUCCAAGAGGUCUCCUUCUUCUACAGCGAGGAGAACAAACCGCCUGAGAGCGAGGAGUUCGACAUGGACUUCGAGAACAUGGAGAGCAUACCACUGGACCCCUCAUCCUAUUCCCAACGCGAGGAGAGCCUCAGCAGGGACAACGGCCCCUCGGUGGGCCUACGGGGCAAUUACGAGGAGCACGUGCCCUAUACGCAUAUGAACGGUGGAAAGAGAAAUGGCAGAACUCUGUCUUUACCCAGAUCAAGUCCAUCCUAACGUUUGCCUCGGCUUUUUCUCUCUCGGUUUUUUAAAGAAACGUUUUCAAAUGCGUUAUUUUUGUUGAGGCCCUUAAAGAUACAGAUCUCAGGUCUUUUUUGUUCGUCGUCGUCGUUGUUGUUAUUGUUUUUCCAUCUCACAGCUACACUUGUAUGGUUACAGCGAAAACGGACGCUAUAUCACCCGUCAUCUGACGCACCAUUCGCUUUCUGACACUUUUACACUUUUGCCAAGUUGGGCAGUGGGGAAAUGCAAACUGUGAACAUGACUAAAUCAACCAGAAAAGCUGCUUCGGCUAGGUCACCUCAAAGUCCACUUCCCUCUCCUUUGGAAGCUUAUUUCUUGUCUCUCUCUCGCUCUCUUUUUUUUUAAAAAUAUUUUAAGAUAGUGGCCUAUAAAAAGAGAAGUGUCUAUCAA
Messenger RNA from Carassius carassius (crucian carp), 5571 nucleotides. Its product is annotated as insulin receptor-like. The transcript has 21 exons. Gene Ontology annotation, molecular function: ATP binding; insulin receptor activity; phosphatidylinositol 3-kinase binding. Lineage: Eukaryota; Metazoa; Chordata; Actinopteri; Cypriniformes; Cyprinidae. The record is from RefSeq and is a predicted model, not a curated record. The coding region runs from base 1099 to 5154 and encodes 1351 amino acids. Gene Ontology annotation, cellular component: membrane; axon; insulin receptor complex. Gene Ontology annotation, biological process: positive regulation of phosphatidylinositol 3-kinase/protein kinase B signal transduction; positive regulation of MAPK cascade; protein autophosphorylation.